GUAGCCGAGGCGGCGGGGCGCGUGCGGCGGGGGCGGGUAGCGCGCGGCGCCGUCGUUGCCGACUUGCCGGUCUGGCGGUCGGUGUGGACCCGCUCGGGCCGGCGCUGAGGAGAACGCACACACCCCGCCAUCCCCGCCCCUCCUUCAGCGACGAGGGGGCGGCCCCGCUUCCCUGCAGCGGCUCUCGGCGCCUUGGCUUGCCCCGGGGAGCUACCAUGGACAGGACCGCCGUGGCGAAGAUGGGAGCGGUGGCCAGUGCCAGCGUGUGCGCCCUGGUCGCCGGGGUGGUGCUGGCCCAGUACAUCUUCACCAUGAAGAAGAAGACGGCCUGUAUGCAAGCCCUGCAUCUCUGGACUCUGCUUGCCACCUAUGCUGUUGCAGUAGGACAAAAUCAAGGACAGAAGAAUCAGGAGUGCCCUAAGCUCAACGCACAGAUGCCAGAAUUUCAGAAGAAGACUGUCCACAUUAAGGACCCAGGAAGAGUAGAGGAAAUUAUUUGUGGCCUCAUCAAAGGUGGAGCUGCCAAACUUCAGAUUAUAACAGAUUUUGAUAUGACAUUAAGUAGAUUUUCCUACAAUGGAAAAAGAUGUCCAACUUGUCAUAACAUCAUUGAUAACUCUAAGCUCAUCACAGAGGAAUGUCGGAAGAAGUUAUUGCAGCUGAAAGAAACCUAUUAUGCUAUUGAAAUUGAUCCAGCUCUCACUAUUGAAGAAAAAUAUCCAUAUAUGGUAGAAUGGUACAAUAAAUCUCAUGCACUACUCAUUGAACAAGGCUUACAAAAAGAUAAGUUUGCAGAAAUUGUGAGGGAAUCUGAUGUUAUGCUGAAAGAAGGAUAUGAGAACUUCUUUGAUAAACUCAGUGAACAUAAUAUUCCUGUGUUCAUAUUUUCUGCUGGGAUUGGGGACAUUCUUGAGGAAGUCAUCCACCAGGCUGGGGUCUACCAUUCUAAUGUCAAAGUGGUUUCCAAUUUCAUGGAUUUUGAUGAACAUGGAAUAUUAAAAGGAUUUAAAGGAGAAUUGAUUCAUGUUUACAACAAACAUGAUGGUGCCUUGAAGAAUACAGAGUACUUCAAACAACUAAAAGACAACAGUAAUAUCAUACUGCUGGGUGAUUCUCAAGGAGACUUGAGUAUGGCAGAUGGAGUAGCAAAUGUUGAACACAUUCUUAAGAUCGGCUAUCUCAAUGAUAAAGUAGAUGAGCUUUUGGAAAAAUACAUGGACUCUUAUGAUAUUGUCUUGGUGAAAGAUGAAUCCCUGGAAGUUGCCAACUCCAUCCUACAGAAGAUCCUGUAAAUUGCAGUCUCAAGUCACUCCAUUCCUUCCAGGAGGCAACUGGACAGAAGAGCACACAUGUGCUCUUAUAUGUGUUUAUUACUCAUUUACAGAACUGUUUAAUUUAAUUUAAAACUUUUAUCUUCAUUUUGGUAUUUUGAAAUAUAUAUAUAUGGAAUCCAUUGUCAACUAGAAGCUCCUUUUACGGCUCUUAUGCUGUUCUUUAUUGUCUCACACUCCUGUUAUAACUAUAUUUAAAUUGGAUUUAUAGAUGUGAUAAACUGCUGCUGAUGGGAUACUAUGGUUCACUGUCUUUUAAUCAGGCAUUUCAGAGGAGCAUUUUAGAAAAUGUGGCUAUUUUGUAAUAUUGAAGAUGUAAACGUUCUGUGAAUAAGCAGCAUGCGCAUUUGUGUUGCCUUUUCUUUCAAAGAAGAUAUUUCAGUCUCGGCUGUACUUUGAAGGAUCUUACUUAUAUGCUACAGACUGCCACAGAAUUUUUUCAUACAUAUAUUUUUCUUCAGUAAAAACGCUUUAUUCACCCAA
This is a messenger RNA of Harpia harpyja (harpy eagle), 1814 nucleotides long. It is a transcript of the gene NT5C3A, whose product is annotated as 5'-nucleotidase, cytosolic IIIA. The transcript is spliced from 10 exons. Gene Ontology annotation, cellular component: cytoplasm. NCBI's taxonomy places the organism in Eukaryota, Metazoa, Chordata, Aves, Accipitriformes, Accipitridae. Gene Ontology annotation, molecular function: 5'-nucleotidase activity; magnesium ion binding. The coding region runs from base 216 to 1292 and encodes 358 amino acids. The record is from RefSeq and is a predicted model, not a curated record.